This is a messenger RNA of Exophiala xenobiotica, 2172 nucleotides long. RefSeq lists its product as uncharacterized. Bases 274 to 1947 code for a protein of 557 amino acids. The transcript is spliced from 2 exons. Gene Ontology annotation, molecular function: zinc ion transmembrane transporter activity. Gene Ontology annotation, biological process: zinc ion transmembrane transport; intracellular zinc ion homeostasis. NCBI's taxonomy places the organism in Eukaryota, Fungi, Ascomycota, Eurotiomycetes, Chaetothyriales, Herpotrichiellaceae. Gene Ontology annotation, cellular component: membrane. The record is from RefSeq and is a predicted model, not a curated record.
UCGAUUUCCCCCUCCCGACCCCCGUCGUCCCGGCGAUCCAGGUCCUCAAUCAGGUCCCCAUCAUCGACAUCUUCAAAUAGCCACACUUCUUGCACUCAUUCUUCCUCUUCAUCCCAUCCGCCAGUCGAGCUCAUCCAGAAGCCUGUACAGGCCUAUUUCAGUCCACAUCGAAUCCCCGCCUCAUAUCCAUCCUCACCUUUUACCGCAUCCACCGCAACUGUCAACGAGUGCUGUGCACCUCGAUUGGCGCAGCCGCCUCGGCCUCGGUCAAUCAUGGGUUUCACCAAGAGUCAGAGAAUCGGUAUCCUGCUGGGCAUAGAUGCUGUUUUCUUUCUGGUAGAACUUGUUGUUGGCUAUGCCGUCCAUUCAUUAGCCCUCGUGGCGGAUUCCUUCCAUAUGUUAAACGAUGUCUUGUCCCUAUGCGUAGGGCUCUGGGCAGUUCGUGUUGCGAAUACCGGAAGUUCAAAGAUGUACACCUACGGAUGGCAACGAGCAGAGACUCUGGGUGCUUUGGUCAAUGGAGUCUUCUUGGUCGCGCUGUGUCUGUCGAUUUUCCUUGAGGCCAUCCAGCGUUUCGUCGAACCGCAAGUGGUUACGAACCCAAAACUCGUUCUCAUCGUCGGUUGUAUGGGCCUAGCAUCGAAUAUUCUCGGUCUACUUCUCUUCCACGAUCACGGGCACAGUCAUGGUCAUGAAGAGCAGGGAGAUGCCAUCAAGUCUGCCGAAGAGGGUCAUGGACACGUUCAUGAUGAUGAAGAGUCGGGUGCUAUUGCGGACGAGAGUGGCAACAUCGAAGAUGUCCUUCCACAAGUAAGAGUGGCUGGCUACAAAGGUACAGACGCAAGACGUUUUACGACAUCCGAUGAAGAGAACACCACUAUUUCUGCUCAAUCGUCCAACACACAGCACCGCAAGUCACUUGCUAAUAGCGAGAUCCACAAUCGGCACCGACGUAGGACGUCGGGAUCCCUUGGCCGAGGGUUUGGUUCCGUGGACAAUAUUCACAUACACCCUGCUUCUUUUCGGCAAGAAAUCAUACAAGCUGCACGUCUUGAAGAACAGUCGGAGGAGUCGUCAGAGGAUGGCGAGGCAUUGCUGGACGAUACUGGGUCGCCAAAUGAACACUCUCAGAUUUUGCCGAACGGCCAUUCCUCACCUUUGAAAGGCACCCAGGGCUAUGGCAGCAUUGGAAGACGCCGUAGUAUGGAUUACAACCAUGCCGAACACACACACAACCAGCCCAAAGGAGAGUCCCACAAGGGACAUAGCCAUGGAGGCCACGGUCAUUCUCACGGUGAUCUAAAUAUGCGAGGUGUCUUCCUCCAUGUUAUGGGCGACGCCCUCGGCAACAUCGGCGUGAUAGCUUCCGCCUUGAUCAUCUGGCUCACUCAUUUCCCCGGACGAUACUACUUCGACCCUGGCAUCUCACUUGUCAUCACCAUUAUUAUCCUCUACAGCGCUAUCCCCCUCUGCAAAGCAGCCAGCCGGAUUCUGCUGCAAGCAGUACCUGUUGGAUUGUCGAUUGACGAAAUCACUGACGACAUCGAAUCUCUUCCACGCGUCCUCUCGGCUCACCAUCUUCACGUCUGGCAACUCAGUGACACCAAACUCGUUGCCAGCUUGCACGUCAAGGUCGAUUGUGAGGUUGAAGGAGCAGGUUCAGCUAGCUAUAUGCACCUUGCUCGUGAGAUCCGGGGCUGCUUGCACGGGUAUGGCAUCCACAGCUCGACUAUCCAGCCCGAGUUCACGACACCGCAGCCCGAUUCUGGUGCAGCAGAGGCCGGCAAUGGUCAUUUGAACGCAGCACAGGCCGGGACCUCCAGCAAGGCUGCGAGCGUCAACAGUGAAGGACCGACAUGUCUGCUUGAAUGCGGCGAUAAGUGCGCCGGAAGCAAGAUGUGCUGUCCUACGGAUGGAAAGAACGGCAGCCAAAACGGCAAGAAGUAAUUAUUAUUUGGCCUUGCAAGGCGAUAGAUGUAAUUUCGAGCGACAGUCCUUGUCUUGAUAGCUUCUGGAGGUUUCCAGCUCCCAACCAGCGUUUCUCUGUGUCAGUUGUACUAUUCCACUACAAUUCUGCAAUAAGUGGGCAAGCAGUAGUACACUCAAUACCCUAACCCUUGCAUAUCAACCAGAAAUAAACCAGUAGAACGGGCCAUGCAACCUGCCACAUAG